UUAACCUCGAAAAAAAUUCUGUGGCAUUUCCAAAAUGAAGAUUAUUUUCAACUGAAUUUUCUUCAAUAAAAUUUAUAUGAGGCAAACCUUUUAUGGAAACGUAAAUAUUAGAGAAAUCCUGAAAAAAUGACAAGCUUCCUGAAAAACAUUUUACCAAAGCUGAAUUUUAUAUCUAAACACCCCAAUUUAGCCUUUUCUAAAACUAUUCUGCCUAAUAUUACAAAACUGAAUUAUUUUUCGAAUUUACCUCAAGAAGAUCCUCUCACACCUUAUGAAGUCAUCAAAGAUGACAAAGUAAAAGAAGCUGAAGAUAAAAUCGUCAAGUCAGAAAUUGUUAAAAAAAUAACCGAAAAAGUAUCAAAUGUGAGGGAACCUAUAUUCGCCGUUGUUCAUGUCGCUGGUAAACAAUUUAAAAUCACUAGUGGAGAUAUAAUUGUUGUAGAAGGUUAUUGGCCGCCUGAUGCUGGUGAUAAGUUGACCUUAGACAAGAUAAUGCUGGUUGGUGGGAAGGAAUUUUCACUAAUUGGAAAGCCUCUCAUUCAAAGGGACUUAGUAAAAAUUGAAGCUACGGUUAUUGAAAAAACACUGUCUCACACAAAAAUUCACUUCAGGAAAAAAAGGAGGAAGCAAUACAUGAGAAUUAAUUUUUACAGAAUACCACAAACUAUGGUUUUAAUAAAUAAUAUCAAGUUUGUGGGGGAACUCGAUAAUCCACCAGAUGUGAGUGAACCAAAAAGCAGAUCGAUGUGAAUCGGUGUUUUGUGAGUUCCAUUGGAUAAACAGCAAAUAUUUGUUUUUUAUCAAUUUUGGUAAUGAUAUUAUAUUGACUACAAGUGUUAGUGUAUUAUUCCAACAUACUAAAAAAUAAUAAUUGAUUUCACAGUGUUAUCCAACAUUAUUAAUUAAAAAUUCCACAAGAGUUUUUGAUGAAUAUA
Coccinella septempunctata (seven-spotted ladybird) is the source of this 935-nucleotide messenger RNA. It is a transcript of the gene mRpL21, whose product is annotated as 39S ribosomal protein L21, mitochondrial. The transcript has 4 exons. Bases 127 to 750 code for a protein of 207 amino acids. The record is from RefSeq and is a predicted model, not a curated record. Lineage: Eukaryota; Metazoa; Arthropoda; Insecta; Coleoptera; Coccinellidae. Gene Ontology annotation, molecular function: structural constituent of ribosome; RNA binding. Gene Ontology annotation, biological process: translation. Gene Ontology annotation, cellular component: mitochondrial large ribosomal subunit; ribosome.